UGAAAUCAGGAAAAAUUAUUCCUCCUCCUUUGCAUGAAAUUUUUUCCUAUUGCACCCGAAAUACACUUAUAAUUACUGUCAUCAAUUGUACGAAUAUAUAUCCUUUCUGACUCGAGCACGGGAUCUCUCGACAUCCUUCUCAUCUACGUACGUGCUUUCACUUCAAAGAAUCUCUCCGUGUUGCCCAAGUGCACCCCUCAUUACACAGUUUUGAUCCUCCUUUAGAUUCUUGGCAUCGCCUUAUUGAUCUCUUGUCAACCGAGGAUGUAUAUGGAGACGUCCCGCAUGGAAUGCACCGGAGACGGCCCGCUGGCCGGCUUAUGCACCUCUCCUGCAGCCAGCGGUGACCCGCUGAACUGGGCAUCUGCGGCCAAGUCGCUGAUGGGCAGCCACCUCGAUGAGGUCAAGCAGAUGGUGGAGGAGUACCGGAGGCCGGCAGUCCAGCUUGGUGGUGAGACCCUGACGGUCGCCCAAGUGGCAGCUGCGGCGUGCCGUGUGGUAAAUGUUGGGCUUUCGGAGGAAGCCCGACCAGGCGUCGAGGCCAGCAGCAACUGGGUCAUGGAGAGCCUGAACAAGGGCACCGACAGCUACGGUGUGACUACCGGGUUCGGCGCAACCUCGCACAGGAGGACCAAGCAAGGAGGAGCCCUACAAAAGGAGCUCAUAAGGUUCUUGAAUUCCGGUAUCUUCGGAAACGGAGCCGAAACGUGCCACACGCUGUCUCGCUCGGCCACAAGGGCAGCAAUGUUGGUGAGGAUCAACACCCUCCUGCAGGGCUACUCAGGGAUCCGGUUCGAGAUCCUGGAGGCCAUUGCGAAGCUGCUCAACAAUAAUGUCACCCCGUGCCUGCCGCUUAGGGGGACAAUCACUGCCUCGGGCGACCUAGUCCCCUUGUCAUACAUCGCGGGCCUGUUGACCGGAAGGCCCAAUUCCAGGGCAACCGGCCCGGACGGGGAGAUCCUCGACGGGGCCAAGGCCUUCCAGUUGGCAGGGAUUGAGAGCGGGUUCUUUGAGCUGCAGCCCAAGGAGGGCCUAGCAUUGGUGAACGGGACGGCGGUCGGAUCAGGCCUGGCCUCGAUGGUGCUCUUUGAGGCAAAUGUUCUGGCUGUCCUCUCGGAAGUCCUGUCUGCGAUCUUCGCAGAGGUUAUGCAGGGGAAGCCCGAGUUCACGGACCACUUGACCCACAAGUUGAAGCACCACCCGGGCCAGAUCGAGGCUGCGGCCAUAAUGGAGCACAUCCUGGAUGGAAGCUCCUACGUAAAGGCAGCCCAGAAGCUCCAUGAAAUGGACCCUCUCCAGAAGCCCAAACAGGACAGAUACGCCCUGAGGACGUCUCCCCAGUGGCUCGGGCCCCAGAUCGAAGUGAUCCGGUGCGCGACUAAAAUGAUCGAGCGGGAGAUAAACUCGGUGAAUGACAACCCGUUGAUCGAUGUCUCGAGGAACAAGGCCCUCCACGGGGGAAAUUUCCAGGGAACACCGAUCGGGGUCUCAAUGGACAAUACUAGGCUAGCCAUCGCUGCAAUCGGGAAGCUGAUGUUUGCCCAGUUCUCCGAGCUGGUUAAUGACUUCUAUAACAAUGGGCUGCCCUCUAACCUCUCUGGGGGCCGGAACCCGAGCCUUGACUAUGGCUUCAAGGGCGCGGAGAUCGCGAUGGCCUCAUACUGCUCGGAGCUGCAGUUCCUAGCUAACCCCGUGACGAAUCACGUCCAAAGCGCAGAGCAACACAACCAGGACGUGAACUCAUUAGGCCUAAUCUCAUCAAGAAAGACAGCGGAAGCUGUGGACAUACUGAAACUCAUGUCCUCAACUUACCUUAUUGCACUGUGCCAAUCCAUUGACUUGAGGCACUUGGAGGAGAACCUCAAGGCUACGGUCAAGAACACCGUGACGCAGGUGGCCCGGAAGAUCCUGACCGUUGGAUUAAACGGGGAGCUCCACAACUCGAGGUUCUCCGAGAAGGACCUCAUCAGGGCAGUCGACCGGGAGCACGUGUUCACAUACAUCGACGACCCCUGCAGCGUGACCUACCCGCUUAUGCAGAACUUGAGGCAGGUCCUGGUGGAGCACGCGAUGGCCAAUGGCGAGGCUGAGAGGAGCCUAGGGACCUCAAUCUUCCAGAAGAUCGGGUCGUUCGAAGAGGAGCUGAGAGCGGUCCUCCCGAAGGAAGUGGAGGCUGCACGGGCCCAGUUUGAGAGCGGGACCUCGGCGAUCCCGAACAGGAUCAAGGAGUGCAGGUCGUACCCGUUGUACCGGCUCAUGAGGGAGGAGCUAGGGACCAGCAUGCUCACCGGGGAGAAGGCCCGUUCCCCUGGGGAGGACUUCGACAUGGUGUUCAAGGCGAUCUGCGAGGGGAAGUUGAUAGAUCCCCUGCUGGAAUGCUUGAGGGAUUGGAAUGGUGCUCCUCUUCCAAUCUGCUAAGAAGAUCAUUUAGUUACUAAAAUGAGCUGUUAUAUGGUCUAAUUAAUUGUAUUCAUGUAUGUAAUGAUACACGUUGAGUUUGCUUUGUGUUGGACCUCUCUUGGACCUAACCAAAAAACAAGAGGGCGACCGUGUAAUAUGCCCUUUUUUGUUUUAUUUCUUACUAUGUUCUUUACUGUUUUGUCCAAAUGGUGUCUAUAGAAAAUUUUCUUCCCCCUCCCCCCGCCCGGAGGCCUUGCAAUUCUCUGUUUGGUUAGAAUAAUUCGAGACAAACUGUAAAAAUUUGUGAUACAAUGUA
Messenger RNA from Punica granatum (pomegranate), 2716 nucleotides. The record is from RefSeq and is a predicted model, not a curated record. Lineage: Eukaryota; Viridiplantae; Streptophyta; Magnoliopsida; Myrtales; Lythraceae.